GUGUAGGUCUUGCAAAUUUUGCUGAGGGAGGCAUGGAGAAUCAGGUCAACAGUGUACCGCGGGCUACUGGUAAUAGCAUCGAAGAUGAUGUCAAUGCCCUUCGACAGCGUGUGUCUGAAUUGGAGACUAAUCUUCGUAGUGUACUCUAUGAAAGAAAGACACAAGAGGCAGAUUUUGCCCACAAAAGGGCCAAGUUCAAAGAAAUAUUCCUCUCAAGAGAAGAGGAGCUGAUAAAAGAAGCAGAAAAGAUGCGUAUACAGCGGGAUGCAAAGGAGACUGAGUUAGAUGAAUUGAAAACUGUUGCAGCAAUGGUAGAGUCUUCCUAUAGAGAGGAAAUGGAUGAGGUUAAGAAGAAAUGGAAGGAGGAGGUGGGAACGCUACAAACCAUACUAAAAGAUGCGGUUGCCCAGACAACAGAGGAGACUGCACUCACUUACCAGCAGGAGCGACAGAAACUCUUAGCAGCUAAUGAGCUGUUAAAUACAGAAUUACAAAGCAUGCAGCAGAUGAUGGCUGAGAAAAACCAAGGGCCAGGAUUAGAAAAAGACAGCGUAUUUUCCAGCAUGACACGGUCUUUACGUAACCUGACUGGAUCUAACUCUCCAUCAUCAUCAAGAGAUGACAAGCAUCAUGCUUCACAAGAACAGCAUACUCCACCUCAACAGCAACCUCCAUCUCAGCAGAAACCUCCAUCUCAGCAGAAACCUCAAUCUCAGCAGAAACGCACACUGAGCAAGGAAGAAGAAGAUUUAGAGAAGAGUAUGUUAAAGGCACAGAAAGAUGCUGAAAUACUACGUUCUGUAGUUGUUCCUCUGGAGAAGGAGAUUGCGUCAUUGAAGGAGAAGCUUCAGAAUGCUGACAUUGAGAAGAAAGCAUUGGUACACAAGAUAAGGAAGUAUGGUUUAGAUACUCUUGGGAGUACUACCGUAGACAAAGCUCAAAGUCCAGCCACGCCCCCAGAAACUACACUCAACACUGCAGCUGACUUAGAUGAAAAGGUGCGUGCUUUAUCUAGCGUUCUGGAAGCUGAGAAGACAUCUCGCUCAGACAUGGAACUGUAUGUUGCAGUGCUGAACAAACAAAAGAUUGUCAUGCAGGAGGAAAAUGACACAAUGAGAGAAGAACUCAGAGAAGUUUGUCAUCUUCUUGAAAAGGAAAAGCAAGAACACAACAAUCUGAAGCAGACUUGGCACAUGGCCAACAAUCAGUUCUUAGAAUCGCAACGUCUUCAAAUGAUGGAUAUGAGACGUCUGGAGAUGGUACUGACAGAGGAACAGCAACGACAGGUGUUAGAAGCACAGAAGAAAGAUCAGGAAAGAGAAGAAGCUGAGAAACGAGUUGAAGCACUCAAGGAACAACAACGACUCAUGCAAGAGAAAGAGACAGAGAGGUUGCAAGGGCAAUCACAGUCAGACCAGCAGCCUAGCACCUCCAACCCUCAAGACAUCCCAUUUCCUGGAUCACUUGCCUUAAACAACCUCAAUCCUGCUGAUCACAGUGACACUGGUUCCAGUAGGGAGCCACGUCCUAGCAACCUGGGUACAAGGUUAAUAGUUAACUCAUCUGUGUCAGCAGAGAAUUUCACAACACCUAGUCUGGAUCCGGAAGAACUACUACAGUUUGAAACACAAGGAGGCAGUACCCCAUCCGGUCAGCUUGGUUCCCCAAUGCACCGUAGUGUUAAUGAGAUAGCUGCUCAUAGUUUCUCGGACAGUGCUGUGUAUGGUAUGGAUGCAGAGACAACGUCGCUUUCAUCCAGUAUCAGCCUUACUGAGGCUCAGGAACGUGCAAUCAGUGGUAAGGUGAAAGGUACCAAUGAAAAUGGUGGCAUUGUACCUUGGAUACUUUCAUUUCCUAAAAGAUUGUGCUUCACGUUUUUAAGAAUGAUUGUUGGCUGCAAGAUGAGACUAAAUCUGUAUUUUACUGCUGUACUACAGUUGAGUUCUCACGAGGCUAUCACAGGUUAUCUAGUCUUCAGUCAAAUCACAAGCUGUCAGAAGGAACUUAUAAGGAUAGCCAGGGAGAAGCUAGGAAGGCCGUGUGAUAUGUGCAGUAAUUAUGAGCAGCAAUUACAAAGUGUGCAGACCAGGGAGGGAGAAUAUAAGGAACUGACGCAGAGUCUCAGAGUGGAGUUGGAUGCUGAAAGGGAAAAUGUCUCCAGAGAGCAAAGAUUAAGAUUGGAGCUUGAGGAGAGUCUACAGAAUGCUGCAGAAGACGCACAGAGCCAGAUUGCCAAUGCUACCACAAUCAAUCAGGAGUCUGAGAAGUUUCUGACUGAUCUAAGACAGAAAUAUCUGAGGGAACAUAAUGAAAUACAUAGUCUAGUUCAAAAGUUGAUGGAAUCGAGGGAACAGGUUUAUCAAGAGGUUACCAGACUACAGAGAGAGAAUGAUAGUUUGAGUGCAAAGAGAACCCUUCAUGUGUCCCUCAUGUCAUCCGAAGAUUUCAACUUGCCUUGUAGUCCAGAGGAGUUGCAAGCCUUAUGUAUCAAGUACAGGGAGGAUAUUGUUACUGUCCGUGUCAAUGCUGAGCAUAUCGAGGAGAAGUUGAGAAAUGAAAACAGCUUCCUGAAAGAACAGCUAGAAGCAGAACAACACACCAAGAUGACCCUGGAAGAUACCUAUCAGAUGGAGAUGGAAGAAUAUAAAGAAGAACUCAUGUUAUUAAGAAGUCAGAGGGAUGACUUUGAAAAGGAGAAGAAACUCCUUGAAGAGACGCAGCGGACAUUGCAGGAAAUACAAGAAUCCAAGAAAAACAUUGAAACCAAGUCCAGAGAGGUCAUUGCUGCCUUACAAGCUCAGGUUGAGGAGCUACAACAGAUUAAGAGCAAGUUAGAGGCUGAGGCUAGAGAAAGUAAAAACAAGUUGCAGUCUCUACAAGUGGAGUUGGAUAAUAGUGAAGCAGUACAGAGAGACUUUGUCAGGUUGUCACAGUCAUUGCAGGUUCAACUUGAGAACAUCCGACAAAAAGAUAAUGAAGUACGAUGGGAACAUGAAGAUGAUAUUGAGCAAUGUAGAGGGUGUAAAGCUGCGUUCAGCUCCAAGAAGAAAAAACACCACUGUAUGCAUUGUGGUAAAGUCUUCUGUCCUGAGUGUCUUAGUCACACCGUGGAUAGUGGUCCACGUAAACGUAAGAUGCCAGUAUGCAAUAUCUGUCAUACUCUUCUCGUCAAUGAGUCAGCUCCGUAUUUCAGCAAAGAAGCCCCAGAGUCAUAGCAUCGGAGAUGAUGGGUAGGUUUAGUUUGGUAGACAUGUUUACAGGCCCUAGGAAAAUCAGCCGAAAAGACUUGUGAUUUGGAAAUGGUACAUUUUUGUAGAUUUAGUACCACAAUUUGGCUUAAUGUGGUUGUGGAUAAAAUGAAUUUGUACAAAUAUGUACAAAUUCAUGCUCUUUGUUCUGCUAUUAUUUGGCUGUGAUAUCCUGAUUUUUUGCCAAAAUCUGUGUUUUUGUCUUUAGCAAAGAGGAGACUGUUUCAGUUAUAUUGCUGAUUAAAGCUUUAUCAAGAAGUUGAUCGUAUUCUUUCCUCCAAACGUCAGCUGUUAUAGGAUAAUAAUGAUCAUCCAGUUUUUAGUCAAGAAAUAAUAGGAUUUAUUUUUUGUCUGGAUAUCUGAUCAGGCUAUCAAUUUGUCCUGUUUUUGUCUUUCAUGGAUUUUGGGCUUAAAUUGAAAAAUGUAUUUUGCCAAAUCGAAAUUGUCAUUUUUUUAAUGACAAAGUGGCAUCCUUGAUUAAGACAAAAUCUUGAAGAGUGAAGUCAGAAUAUCUGCUUUAAAAAAAGUUGAAAGUUUGUGAGCAGACAUAAGCACGUGUAUAUGCCAUGAUUGGCUCCUUGGACCUUUUUGGGGUCAUUGUGGGCUGCAGAGUGACCCCAAGAUGUAAUGUCUUUGUGCAGUGGUAAACUGUGAUGUAAUCUAGGUUCCUGGUGGGAACAUGUUGAAAGAAUGUUGUAACCAUGGCCAAAAUGGGAACUUGAAAACCAUAGCACAGGCAUUAACAGCAUGCCGGAGAUUCAUCAGUGUAGUAAACAUGUUAUGGUACGAUGUACAAAAAAUGGUUGAUUUCCAAGGUUGUUCAUGUUGAAUAUGCAUGACUUGACUGAGACAGUGCAGCACAUGCUCCAGCCAUCUCCCAUGGUGCAUUGCUGUAUAUCUUGUGUGACAUCCUCCCACUGCAAAUCUGUCCAUCUGAAGAAUUGCUCUGUAAGAUGAACUGAUUAUCCUAGGGCAUUGUCGUAAGAAGGUGCAAAUAUUUCUGUGAUUGAUUCACAAUUGUCCGGUCUUAUUGUGUAUUACUAAACUGAAGUUAAGGGAUUGGUAACAAGUCUAACAUUGCACGGAUUUAAUGAUGAAGCUUUGUAAUUACUUUACAUAUAUCAAGGUUGGUGAGUUAAAAAGUUACAGAUUUUAUUAAUUUAUACAGAGCAUUUUAAGUGAAUUCUUUCCUUGUAUAUACUUCUUCCAUGGGAUAUUGAAUACUACUUAGAUGCAUGGCAUGCUAGAAAAAAUAGGGCAAAAGAAGACCUUUCAGCCCUCUAAAAUCUAACUUGAAAUUAAAACUUUAAAAGGUAAGUUCUCCACUCUGUAAGUUCUACACUGCUUCUGUUCAUGUGCUAGUCAGUAGGUCCAUUUGCCACAUUUUAUUACACCUGUUUUUGACAUGUUGUAUUCCAUUCACUCUUCAACUCAACACUUCUAGCCUUUUCUGUAAGAUGCAUUUUAGGACACAAGUUGCAUCCCUUGCUUUCUUGUCAUUCACCUUUACCUUUUAAUACUGGAGUGUUUGACAGACGCAUUGAUGGAAAUGUCAAUGUCUUACCUUUUCUUAGCUUUGGACCCUAUUAGAAAAAAGUAAUCAAACUGUACUUAAACCAAUGGAUGUGUGGUUUGGGAAAUAUAAGAACUUGUGGUUGAGUUUCCACAUUUCAAGGACAUACAUCAUGCCUUGGCCUUAAGCUUUGAUCUUGAAUACCCACCUGGCAAAGUUAGUUUAUAUAUUUACUGGUCCACAAUAAGUUUCACUUGCCCACUAAAUAUUUUUUCAGCAAAAGUAACUUUAACUGGCUCUUUUCGUCAUCAUACUUUAGAGUCUUGCUGUCAGUUUUAAAACUUAAAGGUGUAGGAUUCAAAACUGUCACAUUUAAUAACAAGUUUGUUUGCCAGUCUUGUGCUAAGUGCCCUACCCUUUGCUUUAACCCAUAUGUUUGCCGCCAUCAAAGUUCUCGGUCAAUUCAUUAUUCGGAAUGAGAUUUUCCACAUUUUUGUUUCAUCACGAGAAAUUCUCUAAUUAUUCUAAUUAUUUCAACUUGUAGCAAAUGUAGAGGAACUGAGUUUCUCAACAUGUUUUUAUAUUCUGGAAUCUAAAGCCAACUCAAAAGAAUUUGUUCAAGUGAAAGUUUGGGUGUGUUGUUUUGUAAUUUUUCUUCUUCCUGUAAAUAAAUGACAUAAAUAUAAAGAUAUUAACAACUGUAAUGGCUUGGUUAUGUAUGUUUCAAAGACAAAAGGUUUUCAGCAUAGCAUGUUGCUUAAUAAUGUACUAAAUUUCAGUAUUGAUGUGAAGCUCUUUUAGAAAAAUGUUUCCUUUUACAGGAUAAAUGUAUUUGCUGAGCAGCUCUGGUUUGUUUGCCAGAAUCUUUCGUUCUUUAAUUACAGCCUCCUCUGGUAAAAAUUUAAAGCCUUACAUUUCCCAGAUAAUCUCUAAUGUCACUUUUGUAAGUUUCAUCAAAGGAGACAAUUUCAGAACUCAAAAGGUCAUGAAUAUUGUGAAGAAAUGAAAAGAUAAAAUUGGAAGCUACACACUUGUAUGUACUUGCCUGCGAUUGGGGACCCCCCCCCGGGGGGAGUCAGGUUGGUGUAGUGUUUCUUUCCCUCGUCUUCCACCUCUGGGGGCCUGGGUUCGAAUCCGGCUCUUUUGUUCUUUUUUUCUAGUCCUGUUUUACAAGGCACUGGUAAUGUGACAAGCUAAAAUGGACUAGUCCCAGAAGACAUUUUAUGAGAGUUGAAUGUAUGUACAUGUAUCUGUGUGCGUCUUCUCCUCAGUCUCUCCCAGGUGACAAAAUGGAGAGGCAGGUGCAAUGUUGACUCCGUGCACCUGUCUCUGCGCAUGCUGCUGGCUUGCAAAAUCACUGAUGUACACUCCAUACUAGAUAUAUAUAUACAAGUAUGAUGUACAUGUUUCACUUUACCAGAGAUGACAACACUUAGAGAACAAAGGAUGUUCCCUGACUUUGGUACAUGUAAGUCAUAUCCUCAGUGAUUAGUGGCUGUGCUUAAUCCAUGGGGAGUAACAAGAGGAAAUACAGUGCCCUCUUCUUGUUGGUAAAGUAACAUACGACUGCAUUUGCUUGUGGUGUGUUGCCGAAAAGGAGGUUAUUUCUUUUUAAAAAGCUCCAUCUUUUAUUCUCCAUAAAGCUCAUUGCUCACUUAAUCAAGUAGUCAUGGGGACACCAGUGAGAAUUUUCUAGAAAUCAAGUUCAAUAUUGGUUGUCUUCUGAACAGUGAUGCUCAACUUGUGUAAGGGUUUGCUACUCAGCAACAAAGUAUGUAGCAUAGUACUAGUGAUAAACAGGCAAGACAUUUUUAUUGAAAUUAAUUAAAGGUAAUAUUCAGAAAUUAUUAGUUGUGGCUGUGAUAAAAUUUACAUAUAUAUGUACCUGUACAGUAUUGUGCUAACGAACUGAAUGCCCUUCAAUUUAGGAAUCCAAAUAUUGGAAAGUGUUAUUUUGGGGCUUGUUUGUGACCUGCUCUAGGGAUGUUAGGUUCAUGGCAAUUAUUAUGCAUGUAGUAAUGAAUAGGUUGGAGGGCUUCACAGCUUAAGUUUAUCAACAAUGCAUUGCUUUUGGUCCAUUUCUUAGUAAUUGCACUGAAUCGUGUUAAUGAUAUUUUAUUACUAAAGCUUGUUUUUACAAGGGUGCUUCUUAAAAACUUGAGUAGAAAGAAAUAAUUUGACUGGAGUUUCCAUGGAAACCAAACAUUUGUCCACCUACCCUAUGAAUUCAUUCAGGAAUGCGGAGUCAUUUGAGUGGCCCAUUUCUAAUCCAGUAGUAUUAUGCUAUAAGAUUUAAUCAUGGUAUUUAUAAGUUAUUGCAUUUGUGAGUCUUCUAUACGUAUUACUUGUGCUUAGUGGAACAGUUGUGCAAUUCGUUAUACAUGUAUUUUGUAGUCACAUAAAAAAAAAAAGGACAAACUCACUGGGCCUCUAGGCAUCUGCUGAACAAGAAGUUACAGCUUUGGAUAUUUAAUUUGCUGAUUAAAGCGUGCCUAGAAACAUUCAGAAAUACAUAUACCUUGUAGUUUACACCAAAUCCAUUCAUAUGAUCAUGAUGCCUCUCCUUUUUGUAUCUGUCACAGUACUUUGUUGGCUGUGAAUACUCAUGGAAUUUUGGUUAGCUUUUAGAAGUGCUACUCAGUUGCACCUACUUUUUGAUGAUUCUGUCUGCUCAACAUUGUUGUUUGCAACUUAUCACAUCCAAUUGGAAGUGUUUGUUUGAGAAACUGUGCUGAAAUGUAACUGGAAUAUGAUACUUUCUGAACUGUGUUGCUCUUUGUACAUGUAUAUAUAUGUACCUGUACAUUGGAGGGUGUAUGCCAACUUGAUAUAAUCUGUGAUUCCCCCAUGAACUCACUCUAGCUUCAGUUGUAUCCGUAUCAAAAUAGUAUUGUUGAGACUUUGUUACCAUUGCCAUGUCACUGUGGCAAUCCUUAGCCAAGACAGAACCUCUAGUCAUGUUUUUGUUUCUCAUUUUGCAUAUGAGACCCUGUAAUGGAUCAAACUUUUGCUUCAAUGAAAUUAAAAAGUGAUAUGCAACUCAAAA
Molecule: messenger RNA, 7807 nt
Organism: Acanthaster planci (crown-of-thorns starfish)
Lineage: Eukaryota; Metazoa; Echinodermata; Asteroidea; Valvatida; Acanthasteridae
Product: rab GTPase-binding effector protein 1-like
Biological process (GO): endocytosis
Cellular component (GO): intracellular membrane-bounded organelle
Molecular function (GO): growth factor activity; GTPase activator activity; metal ion binding
Source: RefSeq, a predicted model, not a curated record